AUGGAUGGGCGUCAAGAACGCUCUGAUGGAAGCACAUCAGCUACAUUAGUACAGCCAACUACACCACUCGGAGCUGUUCCACCAACUCCUGUUAUAAACAUGCCACCGCCUGCAAAGAGAAUAAAACAAGCCAAGCUCGAGUUUAACUGCGGUAAUGUAUAUGCAGCAGAAGCUCAGAUUAUCCUAGCCACUACAGCUCCUUUGAUGCUUGAACCUGCAAAUAGUGCAACAGAAUGUUCACAACUACUAGAAUCAUUAGCUCACCCUAUGCACUUAGAGAAGCCUCCUCAACCCAAGUCUCGUAAAAGGACAGUCGCAGAAAUGGCUGCUGAUGAAGCUCUUGCCGCAGAUGAGCAACGUUAUAUGCUCAUUUUGGAUGAACAACGUUCUGCGACCGUGGCCCGUGGGGCAGGAGGGGCCAAUGUUGCGGACGGUGCUGGCCAAGCAGGUGGUGGUUUUGAAGCACGGUUUGAGAAGUUUAAUGCUCUCGCAAAUAUCAGAAAAGAGCUCGCCGAAAAGGCAGCACAGAAAAAAUUACUAGAGCAGGAGGCCGAGCGAAAGUCCAAGGCUGAGCUAGAGGUUCAAAGAAGGCAGGAGCUGGCAGAGGCUCGGCAAAAGGAGGCAGAAAGACGUCAACUUAUGGCAGCGAGACAACAGCAACAGCAAGAAGCUCAAAGACGCGCGUUGGCUGCACAACAACAACAGCAGCAGCAGCAGCAUUCACAAGCCUUGCAAGGUAUACCUCCCCAAGCGCAAGGUCCCCAUGCACAUCCCUCUCAAGCAAACGGCAUUGUCUCGAAUGGUAUGCAGGCACAACGCUUCCACCCUCAUCAAGGUACCCAAGCCCAGAUGUCUUCACCAAUCGUCCGAAAUGGAACUCCGCAUAGCCAGGCAUCGCCAACAGUCAAUAAUGGUAUUGGUAACAACGCAAUGCAACACUCUACGUCGAGCAUGGGUGGUAGUCCUCCUCGUCCAGGUUCUGUGGUUCAUCAGAAUCAUCCUCAAAUGGGCGCACCCGCAGCUCAUGGCAUGGUACCUCAAAGAAGCCAGCAAAGCCAUGCAGGAACACCUCGAAUGCAUAAUGCCACCCCUAACAUGCAAUCUACUCCAUUAAACCGUGGACUGACGCCAAGGAUGAGCCAGGGGAGCCCCCUUCAAGGUGUUAUGGCGCAAGCACCUGCAAUGGCUCAAAUGGGAAUGAACCCGACUCAAAUGCAUGUCCAAGCUUUGGGUAAUCUCACACCUGUACAACAACAACAAUAUUAUAUGCAAUUACGAGCUCAACAACAAGCACAGCAGCAGCAGCAAGCUCAGAGCAUGGGAGUAAUGCCUAACGGGCAACAAAUGACUCCUCAGCAAAUAAUGCAGCAUCAACAGAUGCGGCACAUGCAAAUGCAAGCCAAUGCUAACAAUCCUAGCCAUCAAUUAUCUCAAAGCUACCAAAACCAAUUGGCUGCCAUGCGACAAGCUGGCAUGCCUCCUAACAUGAACCCAAAUCAACAAUUCAUGGGAAAUAAUAUGAACAUGCAGAACAUGCAGAAUUUGGCAAUGCAGCAGCAAAUGCAACAACAACAGCAACAACAAUUGCAAAUGCAACAACAACAGCAACAGCAGCAACCAUUGGCACAGCAGCAAAACGCUUUGAUACAACAAUACGUGAACAACAAUCAACCCCAGACCCAUCAACAUAUGGCCCAAUUAUACAAGCAGCUCCACGCUAGAGAGAUGUCGUCAGGUGCACACCCUCAAGGGCUGCCGGAACAAUUGAAGAAAAGAUUACAAGCGCAAGCGCAGGCUAUGGUAUUCCAAAACAUCAAAUCAAAGCUGCAGGCAGGUGUGCAACAAGGUUUCCAGCCGGGUAUGCAGAUGCAAAAUGGAAUGGGUAUGGCAAGACAACCAGGCAUGUAG
Sclerotinia sclerotiorum 1980 UF-70 is the source of this 1908-nucleotide messenger RNA. RefSeq lists its product as hypothetical. Lineage: Eukaryota; Fungi; Ascomycota; Leotiomycetes; Helotiales; Sclerotiniaceae. The record is from RefSeq and is a predicted model, not a curated record. The transcript has a single exon. Bases 1 to 1908 code for a protein of 635 amino acids.